UUUUCAGGUAAGAAUGGAAAUGUCUGAUUUGCAUCCUCCACGAAUUUAGAUUGAGAGAAAGUUUUAGAGAAAAAGGAAUUGAAUAAAGAAAUUUAAUACCACCAUUGAAAGUGGUCUCUUUCAUUAUUCCUUUUUUCCGCAGCUUUUGUUCAACAACGAAAUUACGCCUUCUUCCCCAACGCGUUUGGUCAAAUGUUUGUAACGUCGCCCAAUUCUUCGACCUUCUUUUGGUGGAUCUGGUCAGAAUCGGAGACCCAUUGGAGGCCUUUCCACUCCGCCUACUUUUGAUUUUCAAUUCAGGGUUUUCUCUCUCUCUUUUGGUAAAAAAAAAAAAAAAGAAUGGGAUUGCCUUAGCUCCUUCCAUUAUCCGAUUCUGUUUCUUUAAGGGGUUUUCUUAUUACCCUUUUCCCCUAUUCUUUCUGGGAUUUUGUUUUCAUGAUUGGAAUUGAUCAUCCUCGAGCUUUGUUUUGCGAUUUUUAUCAGAAAUUCUUGUUGGGCUUUCCGAGGGAUUUUUGUUUAGUUCUUGUGUUUUGACGUUCUGGGAUUUCGUGUUUUCUGAUAGUUUGAGUUGUAUUGGUGGUGAAUUUGUUGAAGGUUUGAAUUUUGUUUAGAUGGGUUUCUUUACUUGGGGUUAGGGAAAGAUGGAACCGUGAGGAUAUUAUGCUUUUAUAAUGACAUUUCGACGACUUAUGGGUGUUGCAAAAAGGAGAUGUUUGGUUGUUUUGGUGAUUCUCAUUUGUGCUUCUUUAGCAACUUGCUUGAAGGACCACGAGGAAGAGGAACUGAUUCUGACUCAACUAGCUGACCCAAUUAAUGGGAAUGUCAACACAGAGAUGGCUGAGCUGUUACUGGUUAAGUGCAACUUGGAUUUGUUUCAGUUAAAGGAAGCUGUAGAGGGUACUGACCUAUGCUUUGAAGAAAAACCCGGAAGCACAAAUGAAAUUAAUUUUGAAUGUCAGAUGCUGACAAAAGAGAAAACAAACAGAAUGCUAAGGGCCAUGCAUCCCCAGAUGAAGAAGACUCUUUUAGAUUGUCUAAGAAAGAAAUUUCAUGUCUCUGGGAAAGACUACAACUCUGAAGCUUGGUACACCAGGUAUCUGGAGUCAUUGCUUUUAAUGCCUGGUAGUAUUAGAAGGAAGUUAAGUUCUAGGUGGCAUCGAAGUGCUAAAGAAGUGCCUGCUCCGCCACCUGAAUCUUCAGCAGAUGAAAAACCUUCAAGGAAAGCUUCUAGCACAAGUAGUAAAAAAGAAAAGAAAUCUAAUAAUCAACAAACAGUCAUCAUCGCUGUUGUUGUAACAGCAACAGUGACUUUUAUUAUUGUAGCUCUGCUAUUUUUAUGCUAUAAUAAGAGUGGCUCCAGAGUGAAGCAAAAUGAUGAAAAUCAUGAAAGGCCUCUCCUAAGCUUGAGUUUAAGUUCUUCACCAAAAUAUUCUGCGUUUGGGAAUUCCCUUAAGGAUGACAAGUUCAUGAGUCAACCAUCUAGCUUGAGUCACCAUCAGAGAGCUUCAUCAUUGGAUGGUAGCCUGCACAUUGUCUCUGAUGGUGCACGUACUUCAAUCCAGGGACCUCCAUCUUUUGGAGCUGCUGGAGUUGCUAAUAAUUCAUCUUUUGGAUCAACGAAAAUGGCUGGCAGUACUAAUGGUUUGCUGCCACCUCCUCCAGGAGCAAUGCCAGUCACCUCAGAAAUUAUACCUCCUCUGAAGCCUCCUCCUGGCAGGGCUGUUCCCCUCCCUCCGGAACGCCCUUCGUCUUUUAAACCUCCAUCCAGCAUGGCUAGUCCUCCUCCCCCUCCACUGCCUCCUGCACCUCCUGCACCACCACCACCAAGACCUAAAAAUUCAGGGCACCCUCCAGGACCUCCUCCACCUCCACCACCCGUGCCAGGCAAGGCAGGCCCUCGCCCACCAGGGCCACCACCACCUCCCAAAAGUGGUAUUGCUCCUCCUAGGCCACCUCCAUUAGCACCCAAAGGUGCAACUCCACCUCGACCUCCGAAGCCUUUUGGUUCAGGUGAUGAUGAAAUGGACGAAUCGGGUGUUCCCAAAGCCAAAUUGAAACCAUUUUUCUGGGACAAAGUUCUUGCAAACCCCGACCAUUCCAUGGUCUGGCAUCAGAUAAAAGCAGGGUCUUUCCAAUUCAACGAGGAGAUGAUAGAAACUCUUUUCGGAUAUACGCCUGUAGAUAAAACCAAAACAGAAGGCAAGAAGGAGUCAUCAUCACAAGAUCCUGCACACCAGUACAUUCAGAUUAUUGAUUCAAAGAAAGCACAAAAUCUGUCCAUUCUUUUGCGAGCACUAAAUGUGACAAAAGAAGAAGUCUGUGAUGCACUUCAUGAAGUUGGAUCAGGAACUGAACUUCCUUCUGAACUUCUUGAGAAUUUACUGAGGAUGGCACCAACACCAGAAGAAGAACUCAAGCUUAGACUGUUUAGUGGGGAACUUUCUCAACUUGGAAAUGCUGAGCGGUUCCUUAAAUCUUUGGUUGACAUCCCAUUUGCUUUCAAAAGGUUGGAAUCGCUGCUUUUCAUGGGCACUCUUCAGGAGGACAUCUCCAUCACUAAAGAGUCCUUUGUUAACUUGGAGAUUGCUUGCAAGGAACUUCGGAGCAGCAGGUUGUUCCUCAAACUUCUAGAAGCUGUUCUUAAGACGGGCAAUCGGAUGAAUGAUGGGACUUUUCGAGGUGGUGCACAAGCAUUCAAAUUGGACACUCUAUUAAAAUUGUCAGAUGUGAAAGGAAAAGAUGGCAAGACUACAUUAUUGCACUUCGUAGUUCAGGAGAUCAUUCGCACAGAAGGGAUUAGAGCUGCCCGGAAUGCCACAGGAAGCCAGAGCUUCUCAAGCACCUCAUCAAAGGAUCUGCUGGACGGAACUACUAAUGACACCGAAGAGCAUUACCGUACCUUGGGUCUUCAGGUCGUCUCGGGAUUGAGUGGGGAACUUCAGAAUGUGAAGAAAGCAGCAACCAUAGAUGCGGAUGCCUUAACUGGAACUGUUUCCAAACUUGGCCAUGCACUCUUAAGGACAAGAGACUUUCUGAACAAAGACAUGCAGGGUCUAGGUGAAGAGAGUAAAUUUCACGAAACAUUGAAAGUCUUUGUGCAGAGUGCUGAGGUUGAUAUCAUGGCCCUCCUGGAAGAAGAAAAAAGAAUCAUGGAUUUAGUGAAAAGCACGGGCGACUACUUCCACGGAAAUGCAGGGAAGGACGAGGGCUUACGGUUGUUUGUAAUUGUGCGAGAUUUUUUGAUAAUGAUAGAUAAGACUUGCCGAGAAAUAAAGGAUGCACAGAAAAAGCAGGCGAAGGGACACAGAAAGGCAGCAUCGUCUUCUGAUAUCCACCAACCCUCGUCGUCUUCUGAUAUCCGCCCUCCUUCGUCUUCUACCGAUAGCAAUCACCCCCCUUUGUCGUCCACUGAUAUCCACCCUCCAUCUUCUACUGAUAGCAAUCACCCCCCUUUGUCGUCCACUGAUAUCAAUCACCCCUCUUCGCCGUCCACUGAUAUCAAUCACCCCCCUUCAACUAAAGCUUCUGAUCUACGACACCCUCCUUCUCCUGAUUUGAAUCAGCUGAUUUUCCCAGCAAUUACCGAUCGUCGGAUGGGUAACUCAAGUUCAGAUGAUGACGACGAGAGUCCGUAGGUAAUCAGUUGUUGAAAAGAUGUCCAACCGUCUGAAUUUUUAGGGUCCAUUUUGGUCAUAGGCAAGUUCUUUAGCAUUAUGAAGAAGCUCCAUGAAUUGCCAAUGUGACCGGAACACACUUAGACUUUUGACUUUGAUUUUUCUUUCACCUUAAUUCUUUUUGUAAAAAAUCCUUAGUUUUGACAUUUUUGGCAGUUGGGAGCAUUCAACAUAGUUUGUAGAUGUAGGUUGUGUUUACCAGGGUAUCAGUUAAUAUGUCUUCUACCUUCUCUUUUGA
This is a messenger RNA of Benincasa hispida (wax gourd), 3912 nucleotides long. RefSeq names its product formin homology5 (gene FH5). The record is from RefSeq and is a predicted model, not a curated record. Gene Ontology annotation, biological process: actin nucleation; actin cytoskeleton organization. Lineage: Eukaryota; Viridiplantae; Streptophyta; Magnoliopsida; Cucurbitales; Cucurbitaceae. Gene Ontology annotation, molecular function: actin filament binding.